CAGCGCCUAACUCGUCGGAAAAAAAAAAGAAAAGGUUCCUUUUUUUAGAAACCAAAAAUUCGCAAAAUAAAUAAACAUCGCAACUCUCCCCUUCAAUUCCCUUUCGUCUCUAAAUCUUUGUUCAUCUUCUUCCUUUUUUUGCUCCAUCCUCUUUCUCUCUCAAUUUUCAUUUCCUCGCCGGCGGUCGUUCGGUCGGCGUCGGCGACGGCGGCGGAGGCGUUGCCGGUCAGUAGGUAGGUGGAAGUUGGGAGCCGAAUUGUUACGGAUACGAUCCUUUCCUUUGCUUUGCCUUUUAUCUCUCUCUUUUUUUUUUUUUUUUUGUGAUUUUUGAUUUUUUGAAUGAGGUGUGAGAGAAAUAAGGAGAGAGAAAUGGGCGAUGGUAAAUGUGAUUAACGUGCAAUGCAGGGAAAAUCAGCGAGGGAAAAAUAUUAGGAGAGAGAAAGGCACAAUCGGUGAAGAAGCGUUGGAGGAGGUUAUUUGCACGGCACAGAUACCUAGAUCUCUUCUUCAAUCUCCUUCCUCCGUCUCCUUCCCCCUUCCUUGCCUUUGCUAACAAUUUAUUCCCCUUUUCUAUUCGUGUUAAAUUCCGAAGGAGAGAAUCAAUCGAUUGAUUGAUUGAUUGAUUAAUUAAUUGCUCAAUCAUUGCGGUGCUGCUGCUGUUGGUGGUGGUGUUGUUGCUGCCGCCGCCGUCUCCAGCUUCGUUUUCGGUUUGAUUUUGUUUGCUGCUUCGGAAAUUUUGAAUUUCCUUCCGCUAUUUUUCGCUGGGAGAAGAUGCAGUAAUAUCGGAGGUUUAUUUAUCUUGUGAGGUCUUCUUGAACAAUUCUUUUCAAAUCGAAACUCGAUUUGCGUUGAGAAGAUCUUCGAAACUUAUUUGAGAUGAUGAACUCUGGGGGCUUUUCUACCUCAUCGUUCUUUUCCGAAGAUGUGUGUUACUCCAACGAGAGACAGGUCGGUGCGAGGAGGAUGGAUCACAUGAAUGGUUAUUUAGGUUUAAAAUCUGACGGAACGUCGCCGCUCGAAACAAGAGUGCCACCCGAUUCGUCAAUGACGAAUACUUUCACUCUCCCCAACAAUUACGUGAUUCCGAAUCAAAACAUUAACAUGUCGUUGGGGAAGCGAAUCGUGGGAGCUGAAAGAUCCGUUAGUCGUUCCUUGCCGAACGCCGACCACGACGUCGGCGCUCGAAAUAGUUCGAAUAGAGACUCCGCGCCGUAUCUUUUCGAAGGUGAUAAAGUGAAUUUCCUCGGCGCCCAGCACGAGAACGGUCUCUUUUCAAGCUCGUUAUCAGAUUUAAUUUCGCGGAACCAGAGAUUAUCGUCGAGUAAUGCUGCAUAUGCUCAUUCUGUUGCGGCUAACGGUACCGUCGAUUCCCGUUAUGUCGAAGAAGAGGAGGCCCUCGAGUCGCUCGAAGAACUCGAGGCUAAAACUAUCGGUAAUCUUCUCCCCGAUGAUGAUGACUUGCUUUCGAGCGUGACCGAUGGGCUUAAUAAAAUCAUCCUACAAAACAACGGAGAAGACGCUGAAGAUCUCGACCUUUUCAGCAGCGUUGGAGGAUUAGAACUCGGAGAAGAUGCAUUCCCUCAGAGGACUAAUCAGCUGACAAGUUCGAACGGCGAACGACCGUCCCGAAUGCUGUUCGUCGGAAAUGUAAGCCACGACGUCGAUGAUUCCGAACUCCAACGGCUAUUCGAGCAAUAUGGGGAUAUUCAGACAAUGUACACAGCGGGCGAGCAGCGGGGUUUCGUCGUGAUCUUGUACUAUGAUGUAAGAUCCGCCUGCAACGCUAUGAACGCGCUACAGAACAAACUGUUGAUGGGUCGGAAACUCGAUGUACACUUCUCGGUUCCUAAGGAGAAUCGACCGGAAAAGGGUGUAAAUCAGAGCACUGUUUUGGUUUUCAACCUCAAUUCUAAAGUUUCAAACGGCGAACUCCGUGAGAUUUUCUCCGCCUACGGUGAAGUCAAGGAGAUUCGCGAUGCGCCGCAGUUACCCCAUCACAAGUUUAUCGAAUUUUACGAUGUUAGAGCGGCGGAAGCCGCACUCCGUGCGAUGAACGCGACCAACAUUGCGGGAAAGAACAUUAAAGUCGAACCUCUCCGACCGGGUCUUCAUCUGCAACAGCGAAGCUCGUCGACUCGAUUUUCAGGAUCAUUGUCGUUGGGCGAAACCCCGCUCGGUUCGGAUAACCGAACGAUGCUCUCCUCGGUGACCACAAACGGAACCCACAUAAAUCCAAUCCUGGAUAUCGUCGUUCGUCCCGCAGCGUUGUCGAGUGCUUCCAACAGCCUACCGUCUCAGGCCCGAGUCGAACCCGUAUCCCGUCCUGGCAUUACCAAACCGACCCACAUUCCGAAUCUCCUGAAAUACGAGCUCCCUGGUAUCCCGAAUCUUCAUCCUCACUCGCUUCCCGAGUAUCACGAUGGCUUAGCCAACGGUCUUCCUUAUGGUUCGGCUAAUAACAUCGCUUCGAACAUCAGUCCCCGACUUUCGCAGAUGAUCGAUACCCAGCAGUUUCGUCGAGUUAACUCCAACGGACUCGCCAUCGAAAUGACCGACGCUUUUUGUUCGCCAGGAAACGGGAGCGGUCCUCCCCGACGUCACUACAUGUGGAGCAAUUCGCCACAGCCGCAGCAGCCUCAGGCAGUUAUGUGGCCCAAUUCGCCGUCGUUCGUCAACGGAAUCGGCGCGAUUCCUAGAGCCCCGUCGCAUAUGCUAAAUGGGAUUGUGCCGCUAAACGACCAUCAAGUAGGGUCUGCGCCAUCCGUCAACCAAUCUAUUUGGGACCGACGGCACGCUACAUACGCCGCGGACUCGCCCGAUGCCUCGGCGGUAUUCCACCCGGGUUCGCUCGGGAACAUGAACUUGAGGCUUUCGAGUAAUUUGCCGCCACACCCGAUCGAGUUCGUCCCUCACAACAUGUACCCGUGCACCGGCGGAAGCUAUUCCGACAUGCCGGUCCCGUCGAAGAACAUUGCAAUGCACCCCCAUAACCCAAGGCCCGUGAUUUUCCCGACGACGGCAGCGGCAGCGGCGGCGGCGGCAGCGGCGAGAGGACAAAUGCAUCAUCCUAUGAUGGGUUCUUUGGAUUCUCCUAACGAACGGACUCGUAAUCGCAGGAACGAAAGCAGCUCGGCCCAAGGCGAGAACAAGAAACAGUUCGAGCUCGACGUCGAGCGUAUCGUUCGUGGAGAAGACAAGCGGACGACUCUUAUGAUCAAGAACAUCCCGAACAAGUAUACCUCGAAGAUGCUUUUGGCUGCAAUCGACGAGCGCCAUAAGGGGACUUACGACUUCAUUUAUUUACCCAUCGAUUUUAAGAAUAAGUGCAACGUCGGAUACGCUUUCAUAAACAUGAUCGAUCCGUCCCUAAUCGUUUCAUUCUAUGAGACGUUCAACGGGAAGAAAUGGGAGAAAUUCAACAGCGAGAAAGUAGCGUCGUUGGCGUACGCUCGAAUACAAGGCCGGGCUGCGCUCAUCGCUCACUUCCAAAACUCGAGCCUGAUGAACGAGGACAAGCGAUGCCGGCCAAUACUCUUCCAUACUGACGGCCCGAAUGCCGGAGAUCAGGUUCCUUUCCCGAUGGGCACUCACAUUCGACCCCGACCCGGAAAAAUCCGAGCCAACACCUCCGAGGAGAACCACAACAACAUUGCCCCGCAAAACGCUCUAACCGGGGAGGAUUAUUCGAACGGAGAUUCGUCGUCGAGUUCAGGCAAAGAUUCAGACUGAGUUUGAUGCCUUCUUUUUGGUGAUCUCUACUAACUUAUUAGGGAGAAGAAAAAAAAAACGUAAAAAAGAUUGAUCGAACUAAACGAACGGCCUAGUAAAUUGCCCGGAAAAAUUUUGCGAUUUGUAAUUAUGGUCUCGUAAGUUUAUGGUGAACGGAAGAUCGAAAGGAUGCUAAUUUCAUGCGAAUUUUUACUGACAUUGAGAAAUUUUUGCAUGACGGGAGAUCGAGGAUGUGUAGAGUUUUCGGGUUAUGGCGAAAAUUGGCUGUACGGAAACGAUAUACUGCUUGAUAUAUUUCCCGUGUA
This is a messenger RNA of Andrographis paniculata, 4034 nucleotides long. RefSeq names its product protein MEI2-like 4. NCBI's taxonomy places the organism in Eukaryota, Viridiplantae, Streptophyta, Magnoliopsida, Lamiales, Acanthaceae. The transcript has 14 exons. The record is from RefSeq and is a predicted model, not a curated record. Gene Ontology annotation, molecular function: RNA binding. The coding region runs from base 877 to 3729 and encodes 950 amino acids.